Fusarium poae is the source of this 1389-nucleotide messenger RNA. RefSeq lists its product as uncharacterized. NCBI's taxonomy places the organism in Eukaryota, Fungi, Ascomycota, Sordariomycetes, Hypocreales, Nectriaceae. Gene Ontology annotation, biological process: lipid metabolic process. Bases 1 to 1389 code for a protein of 462 amino acids. The record is from RefSeq and is a predicted model, not a curated record. Gene Ontology annotation, molecular function: phosphoric diester hydrolase activity. The transcript has a single exon.
AUGGCUUCCCUCACUAUUCGCAAUCUUACCAUUAACCCAAUUGAGCUUAUUGAUGUUCAGCGAUUCGAAAGUCAACGCGUAAAGACUGGCGUUCUCUCCAGCAUCACUGGCCUUAUUUACAGCUCAAAAACACAUGCCAAGGGCGAUGCGAUUAUAAAGGAAGAGGCAUCAGUCAAUAUUGACCCUUUCAAGACCAAAGACACUGGGAUCCGAGCUGCCGAUAGCAACAAAGAGGCUGUUCGUCUUACUUUCAAAUAUGAGAACCAUAAAUACGAAGUCGACAUUCCGAGCUCCUCAAAUAAGUCGUCUGUUAUGAAAAACCUUGACGGCGGAAAUCACGACCUCACCGUUGUUUAUACCCCCAACGGUGCUUUUCUCGCCAUCUUCUCUUCUGCUCAACUUCAUCGAUGGAUGGAGGAGCUUCAUGACGAUUGGCCUCUCCCGUUGCUUUCCAUUCCCGGCACUCAUAACUCGCCAACAUGCUUUACCGCCCUGCCUUCUGUUCGAUGUCAAGCGGUCGACAUUCCAGAGCAACUCCGAAAUGGCGUCCGGUUUCUCGAUAUCCGAGUUUCUGUAAGCUCAAGUAGUGACGAUCUUGCUCUUGUACACAGCGUGUUCCCCAUCGCUUUGACCGGUGCCAGGUACUUCAGAGACAUGGUCGAAGAGAUCUACAAGUUUCUCGAUGAGAACCCCAGUGAGACUGUUAUCAUGAGUAUCAAACGCGAGGGUACCGGCAGAGGUACCGAUGAGCAGCUCGGCAAAUAUUUGAAGCACAGUUACGUUGACAAAAGGCGAAGCCGCUGGUGGACUGAACCCAAGGUUCCCACUCUAGGCGGCGCGCGUGGUCGCAUUGUCAUCGUCCGACGAUUUUACUUGGAUGACGAGAUGAAGGAAUCAUGCUGGGAUGGCCGCGGUUGGGGCAUCGACGCUGGCGAUUGGCCUGACAAUUGCGAAGAUGGUCAUGUGGGCGAAGGAGAACAUAUUCGCGUUCAAGAUUUCUACACAGUCACCGAGAGUCAAAACAUCCAGAAGAAGAUUGAGUUUUGUCGCCGGCAACUCGAGCGUGCUGCUGAACAGACCUUUACCCUCGCCGGUAUGGACGAUCACAAAGAGGAUGCUGAUCUGCCGCCGUUCAUCGUCAACUUCCUAACAGCAAGCAACUUCUUCAAUGCUACCUGUUGGCCAGAGCGCAUCGCCGCCAAGGUCAAUCCUUCUGUUAUUGAAUACCUCUGCAUGUGCCACGGCGAAGAAGGCAAAGGGCCCAACAAGCUCAAGAUAGGUUCCGCAGCCACUGGCAUCGUUGUUACUGACUGGGUAGGCCAUCGGGAUGAUUGGGACUUAAUCCGUUGCAUUGUCGGAAUGAAUGCAAGAUUGCAGCUCAAGAGAUGA